CGAAGGGAAAGAGAAGAGGUUUCAUCGACUGACGAAGGAAUGGCGCUGCGAACAAGAGCUUCGUCGAGGAAGGCAGAAUACCCACGGGAGGAGAUGGUCGAUGCAGUUCCCAGUGAAUCCCCAGCUGAAGAAGGUGCGGAUGACGAUGAGUCAGGGCCCGAAGAGGAGAGCAACGUGAAGAGCCGGGCAGCUGCCAAGCAACAGACGAAGAAACAGAGGGAGGCCGAGAAGAUCAAAAGAGAGGCAAAGGCUGCUGUGAAUCGAGGCCGGGAUGAGGCUAGAGAGACGAGGCAGAAGGACCUCGAGACGAGAAAAAGCGCCCAGGAACCCUCGGCGGCGGACUUCAACGAGGAUGACGCUGUCCAGGAUAGUGAUGAAGAGGGACCUACAGGAGGGCUAAGUGAAGAAGAUGAGACAGGAUCGAGCAUCGAGGGGAGUGAAGAGGAGGAUGAAGCGAUGUACGACGUCGAAGAGGAUGAUCUCGACGCCGAUCUAGAUGAGGACAUGUCAUCUGGCUCCGAAAGUGGCGCAGAGCUUCCAGUGAGGGAAGACAGCGAGAAAGAGAGUCGAAAACCAGCUCGGGAGCAGGCAAAGACGAUCGCAUCAUCAAAAGGGAAGCCGAGUGUGGACAAGGCGGCCGCAGAAGAGAGUAAUCCAGACAAGCUGGAUCCUUCUCUCUUCUUUGCUUCCUUUUCCAAGGAUCGCCAACGCCCUUCGAAGCCGUCAUCGGUGGGAACAAAAAUUAAGUUUUCAGAACUUGAUGAAGAGGAGGCAUCAUUCCGGAGACAAGAGGCUGAACGGGAGCGAAGAAGAAAGAUCAAGAGAAAAGGUGGCGUCGUCAAAGGACGCGAUGGUCAGCCGAUGAGGAGGCUGAAGGAUGGGCGGACAGUGGUACGAGCGUCGGCUCCUUCCGCAACGAAUGGCGAAGAGGUCGGGGCAGAUUUACUUGGCGAGGAAAGACUAGCACCUCACCGACCUUUGGACUCGUUCGAAGCGCAGCCAAGCAAGGGGGUCAGAAACUUUAAAGAGCGCAAGCUUGGCUUCUACAACAAAUCCCAUCCGUCACAAGCGACUAGUGAACAGCCGCGGAAGAAGCAAAAGUUCAAUGAUGACCAUGGUGAUCUCGACGCUUUCAUGCUCGGUGGCAUAAGUAGCGGCAGGCUCACUGGCAAGAGAGAGAGGUCGGACAAGGGGAGCAAGCCAAAGAGGCAAGGAGACUCUGGCAGGAAUCGACGUCCAGCUCCCACCUUUGGCUUCGCCCGGUCUUGAAACUGCGUCGAGACACUCACUGUGUAUACUUAGAUUUACAAAUCAGAGGAUUGCGUUCGCAAUUCACAUAUAUUGACC
Messenger RNA from Acaromyces ingoldii, 1347 nucleotides. RefSeq lists its product as hypothetical. The transcript has 2 exons. The record is from RefSeq and is a predicted model, not a curated record. Lineage: Eukaryota; Fungi; Basidiomycota; Exobasidiomycetes; Exobasidiales; Cryptobasidiaceae. The coding region runs from base 40 to 1269 and encodes 409 amino acids.